Molecule: messenger RNA, 219 nt
Organism: Caenorhabditis sp. 36 PRJEB53466
Lineage: Eukaryota; Metazoa; Nematoda; Chromadorea; Rhabditida; Rhabditidae
Source: the annotation of a GenBank genome assembly
AUGAACUUCUACUCGCUCUUCCUCUUCGCCAUCCUCUCGAUCGCUCUCGUCGCCGGAAACGAAGGAAAAGGACCGCACGGACACGAAGGACACGCUCCGGACGGAGAUCAUCAUCGAAUCAAGAGAUAUCACGAGAUGCCCAAGUCGGACCUACCCGAUCUGACCAUCGCCGAGUUCUACCGCGCCAUCGAGCCACCAGUGCACAAACCAAAAGUUUAA